This is a messenger RNA of Daphnia carinata, 2523 nucleotides long. RefSeq lists its product as uncharacterized. Lineage: Eukaryota; Metazoa; Arthropoda; Branchiopoda; Diplostraca; Daphniidae. Bases 1 to 2523 code for a protein of 840 amino acids. The transcript has 4 exons. The record is from RefSeq and is a predicted model, not a curated record. Gene Ontology annotation, molecular function: nucleic acid binding.
AUGUUCCACCAAGUGAAAGUCCCAGAAGAAGACCAGGCAGCAUUCCGAUUCCUCUACCGGACGCCUGGCAGUAUUUCCGCUCCCUUAACGUGCCAGAUGACCGUUCACGUAUUUGGAGCAAUAUCAUCACGGACGAGCUGCAUUUUCACCCUCAGCAAGACGGCCGAUGACCACCACAGCCAGUUUCCAGAUGUAGCUGAUAGCGUUCGUCGUAAUUUCUACGUCGACAAUUAUCUCGACUCCCUCGACUCCGAAGACGAGGUCAUACGACGGUCCCGCGAAAUGAAGUCCCUUCUCCAGUUAGGAGGUUUCAAUUUGACAAAAUGGACGUCGUCAUCGAGAACGGUGAUCGCAGCGUUACGAGAAUUCGGCCUCGCGUCACCAACACUGGAUCUGGACUUGGAGAAACUACCCGUCGAGAGAACCCUUGGAGUAAUGUGGGACAGCGAGCGAGAUAUGCUGACUUUCAAGAUUCGGAAGCCGCCCAACAACGUGACCCUCACGAAGCGGGUCUUCCUAAGCAUCAUCUCUAGCGUCUAUGACCCGUUGGGACUUGUUGCACCAGUUAUCUUCGUGAUGAAGUCUUUGCUCCAAGACAUCUGGACCAACGAAGAUCGGAUCGGUUGGGACGACGUCGUACCGGAAGCAUUGAGUCAACGUUUCUACUGCUGGUACAACCAUCUGGAAAAUUUGGAGUCUCUCUCCAAAGGGUACGGAGCGGUAGCCUAUUUCCGCACGGUAUUCGAAGAUCAGUCGAUCAACGUGUCUUUCGUUAUGUCAAAAACACACGUCACGCCGAUGAAAGGUCUCACGAUUCCACGUUUGGAGCUACAAGCUGCCGUAGAAGGUCUCAACAUCGCCCUCACGAUUUGCCGUGAACUAGAAAUCGAUUUGCGCCAUGUGACCAUCCCCUCGGACUCACAAACGGUGUUGCGGUGGAUCCAUUCCAAAACUUGUCGAUUUGAAGUCUUCGUCAACAACCGCAUUGGAAAAAUACUCCGUAACACAGGUCGUCGACAAUGGCGUCACGUUGCUGGAGACUUGAACCCAGCGGACCUCUGCAGUAGGGGUAUCGACCCAAAGGAUGUCAACGAACUGGUACACUUUCAUCGCGGGCCACCUUUCCUGAAUCUAGACCCCUCGGAGUGGUACACUUGGGAAGAUAUCGCGGAGCCGGAAGAACGAGACGUAAACGUGAUUCGUGUCUUGGCAGUCAAAACGGAAGACGAAAAUCAUGUCAUCGCUCGAUGUGUCGCACGUUUUUCCAGUUUGUUGAGACUUCAACGAGGGCUGGCCUGGAGUACAAGAUUUGCCAACAACGCCAGAGCGAAACUACGUGACAAAAAACCCAUGGUCGGAGAGCUAACGGUAGAAGGAAUGGUAACGUCACUGACAAAAUGCAUCGUACGUGCACAGGAAUUGUCCUUUGCUGAAGAAUUCUACGCCCUUCGCAAGAAUCUGGAACUACCACUCAGAUCGAAACUUCGCACCUUCCAGCCCAUCUUGGAGGAAGUCGGACAGAUCGGAAUUGGCGGACGUAUACUUCAAGCGCCGAUCGACUAUGCAGCUAAGCACCCCAUACUUCUACCAGCAUCUCAACCUUUAACAAAAAGGAUAAUUUGGAAUCACCACGUUAGACACAUGCACGUCAAGACAGAAAGAUUGCUGACAGACCUACGUUCACGCUUUUGGAUACUUUCCGGACGUAAGGUUGUAAAAUCUGUCAUCAAUAACUGCUGGCCUUGCAAGCGGACUUCAGCGAUACCUAGUCCUCCGUUGAUGGCUUCUCUACCAGUCCAUCGUUUAACACCCCAUCUGCCUGCGUUCACGUACACAGGGAUCGACUACUUUGGACCCUUGACUGUACGAGUUGGUGGACGAGGACGAAGACAUGAAAAACGUUGGGUCAGCCUAUUCACGUGCUUCACCACACGAGCAGUUCACUUGGAAUUGGCCAACGGGCUCAGUAUGGAGGAGUUCUUACUCUGCUUCUCCCGUUUUGUUAGCCUACGCGGAAAACCGCAGGUUGUUUAUAGCGACAAUGGGACAAACUUUGUCGCCGCCGAGCACGAGUUGCGACAAGCCCUAGAAGAACUUGUUACCAAACACCAAGAACUUCGAACAGUAAUGGCUUGUCAAGAAACAGACUGUCACUUCUCUCCAUCCCAUGGACCCCACUUCGGUGGUGUUUGGGAAAGAAUUGUACAAUCCUGUGUCGCUGCUGUACUGCAUUGGCACGGGUUCCACGGAUGGCAUGCACAAUACAAAUACCACGAGCGUCGUAAACUACACAAGGAACACCUGAAAAAACAAGGCAAUCAGAGAGCCCUCGGCCGUUUGGUACUAGAAAUCAAUUUAACAUUACCACAGCAGCAAUUGUACAGUUAUAUUGCAAUUAUACAGUGUAAUAACCUAUGGCGGGUGGAACCGAAUAGUAGCGAGCUGACUGACUUCCCGUCUGAGGUGGAAUCUCUUACAAUGAUUACCGUUUACCUUGGCCGCUGGGUGGCUACCGUGGGUUAA